Molecule: messenger RNA, 882 nt
Organism: Elgaria multicarinata webbii
Lineage: Eukaryota; Metazoa; Chordata; Lepidosauria; Squamata; Anguidae
Gene: NDUFA11
Product: NADH:ubiquinone oxidoreductase subunit A11
Exons: 2
Coding region: 204-677 (157 amino acids)
Biological process (GO): mitochondrial respiratory chain complex I assembly
Source: RefSeq, a predicted model, not a curated record
CAAUGGAACCAAUGAGUCUCCAGUGUGGCUCUCCCACCCUAGAGGCUUCAAGAGGCAGCUGGACAACCGCCUGUCAGGGAUGCUUUAGGGUGGAUUCCUGAAUUGAGUGCGGGGUGGUGGUUAGACUUGAUGUCCUUGUAGGCCCCUUCCAACUCUACUAUUCUAGGAUUCUAUAACGCGACUGGUUUAAGAUGGCUUGAAGGAUGGGUCUAUCCAUGUUUAGAGGCCUGUUGCAGGGGGUUGUCGGUGGCCUUCUUGACCUAUUUGUGGUCUUCCCGGAGUCACCAGCUUGGCCGCUGUGGCAAGCAAGAUGCUGGACCAAUCCAGCUGGCCAUGCAGAGCUUCGUGGCUGCUUCCCGUGGCCUGCCCUUGCUGGUUUCUCUGUGCCAGUCAUAUGUGGCUUCUCUCCCUCCCUGUCCCCUUUUGUUUUGGUCUCCACAGCUACCUUAGGGGCGGUUUUUGGAGCGACAACUUGCAUCAGCGCACAGAUCCGCGAAGCCCCGGACGACCCCCUGAAUUAUUUAAUCGGAGGCUGUGCGUCGGGCGUUGUCUUGGGAGCCAGAGCUCACAGCUUCGCCACUGGCACGACGGCCUGCGUCGGCUUCGGGGUCGUGGCCGCGCUCAUCAAAAUCGGCAAGCUAGAAGGCUGGGAGUUUUUGGGGCCCCGCCAGAGCUAAACCUCCCCCCUGCUACUGUAGAUAAUCAACGUCGCUGCACACGUGACGUCGUCGUCGUCGUACACCAGGUGCCAGUCGGCGGGCGGAGAGAUUUGACCGGUGGGUGGAAAGCGCCGGAAGCUUCCUGCCCGAGGUGCCGUGAUGGGCGUCCGGCCGGGCUGUGUAUGAUUUCCAAUAAUAAAGAGCCGAACCGUGUGUUCCUUCA